Molecule: messenger RNA, 1105 nt
Organism: Megalops cyprinoides (Indo-Pacific tarpon)
Lineage: Eukaryota; Metazoa; Chordata; Actinopteri; Elopiformes; Megalopidae
Gene: igldcp
Product: galectin 17
Exons: 6
Coding region: 279-1094 (271 amino acids)
Source: RefSeq, a predicted model, not a curated record
GCAUGUGGUUAGCUGGGCAAUGGACAGUGGUUGUUUACGUAUAGGAUGCAUCCCCACCACAGACCAUAGAAGUAGCCUACAGACCCUUAGGAGUGCACAUCAGCGAAAGCAGUAGGAUUUGUUUUGCAUUCGGUUUAUCUGAAACGGGGCGUGUUGUCAGUCAGUAUGGGUUUCGUUUUCUUGCGCUUCACGUGUGUCCCUCGUGUGUUUUCGCCAUUACUUAGGCUACCUCCCGACAGACGCUUUUAUUUUUACAGACAUCUCGACGCAGGAACACCAUGCACGCACAACGGGAUCGGAUCUCUGUCCAAUGGCUGCUGAUCUUCUUCCUUGCUGGCUCCUCAGCCUCCCCGUCCCGGUUCUUCCAGGUGUCGUACCACGUGGGCCACAAGGCCGUCUUGCCCUGCAACUGGACAUCCUUCAUGGAGGGCUCGCCUUCCCCCCUGAGCGCCUACCUGACGUGGCAGACGCCCGAGGAGAGCGUGUUCGAGAUGCUGGGUGCGGCGCGCUUUGAAGGAAAGGGCUACGAGGGCCGGGUAGAGGUGCUCCAGCAGGGGUUCGAGCACGGCGACUGCUCCCUGUGUCUCAGGGAGCUGAGGUUCUCCGACGCUGGGCUCUACGAGAGCUUCGUCGCCGUGGGAGACGGGAGGACGAGGUCCUUCAUCCGGAGCGUCCAGCUGGCCGUCAGGGACCACAAGUACCGAGAAUCUCUGCGAGAGGGAGGGGACCUCGUACUGAAACUCCACACCCCUGAAGCCAUGACAGUGGUUUUCCAAGGGAGUGGGCAGCCGGAGUGGGGCGUCGUGUGGGAGAGAGGUGCCCAGGAGGGGAGCAGGGGAGUUCUGAAUGGGGAUAAGGAGCUGAUCAUCACGGGGGUGCAGAUGAAGGAUGCAGGAACCUACAAAGUGAUGGACUCACAAGGGCUGGCAAUAAGCACAGUGCAUCUCCGCGUGACAGAAAUCCCCAAGAUCCAUAAGCCGAUCAGGAGGGAACAUUAUGAAACACAAGGUGGCAAAGAUGCCCAUUCGGGUGUGUGUAGCGUGGGUGCCACAGCUUUGCUCAUCCUGGCCUCCCUCCUGUUCUCCAGCCUUUGAGGUCUCUUUCA